GCAUGCCCCUGGUUAUUUAAAGCACCUCCUUAGGAGUGCAACUCUUGCCAAAAUGACCUAAGUGAGUUUUCAUCAUCACCAGGAAAAGUAAUAAUGAUCUCAUCACUUCUUGUGUUCCUUGCCAUUCUCAGCGCAGCAUCAUUAUCAGAUGCCGGAGCCGGAGUUCCUCACCAGAUUCACCAUCUCCGGCCGCGCUCGGGGUCCGGCGGCCAACGGAUCCUGGGGGUGUCGUGCCUUAGUUGGCGGCUGGGCGUGGAAACCAACAACAUACGCGACUGGAAAUUAGUGCCGGAGGUGUGCGAAGGGUACGUAGGGAACUACAUGCUGGGCCACCAGUACCGGAAAGACUGCAACGCCGUCGCCUACGCCGCCGUGCAGUAUGCCAAAAGCAUCAAGCCCGCCGGAGACGGCAAGGACAUUUGGGUUUUUGACAUUGAUGAAACUUCUCUCUCCAAUUUACCUUAUUUUGCUCGCUCUGAUGUCGCAUUCGGGGCAAAGGCGUACAACGCAACGGCAAUCAACGAGUGGGUGAUGGAAGGGAAGGCGCCGGCGGUGCCUGGAGUCAUACUGCUGUAUAAGCAAUUGGUGAAAUUAGGGUAUAAGGUGGUGUUCUUGACGGGCAGAACCGAAAACCAAAGACAGAUCACAACGCAGAAUCUCAACAACGUGGGCUACCAUUCAUGGGAAAACCUCAUCCUCAAGCAAACAUCGGAGUCGGGGAAGACGGCAGUGGCGUACAAGUCGGGGAGGAGGAAGGAGCUGGAAGAGAGCGGAUACAGAAUCGUAGGGAACGUGGGAGACCAGUGGAGUGAUUUGCUGGGCUCUCAUUCGGGUAAUCGGACUUUCAAGGUCCCGGAUCCUCUCUACUACAUUAGCUAGCUAGCUACCCAGUACCUACCUAGCUGGCGACCUAUGAGUCGUGAUCAUCCAUGUCUCCUGCUAAUCUAUUAUAUCAUAAUGGAAUCCAACACAUAACUUUAAAAUUAUCAACUUCAUAAAUGACUCCUUAUUAUUUAAGUCAA
Malania oleifera is the source of this 1022-nucleotide messenger RNA. Its product is annotated as acid phosphatase 1-like. Gene Ontology annotation, molecular function: acid phosphatase activity. The transcript is spliced from 3 exons. Lineage: Eukaryota; Viridiplantae; Streptophyta; Magnoliopsida; Santalales; Ximeniaceae. The coding region runs from base 94 to 879 and encodes 261 amino acids. The record is from RefSeq and is a predicted model, not a curated record.